AUGACUGAUUUUUUGAGGAAUUUGCCCAAGCCGAAGAGGAGGCCCUAUGAGUACGCCGAUGGGGAAGACGACGGAAGUAGAAGCGGUGGAGGUGGAGGCGGUGGAAGUACAGGCGGUGGAGGUGGAGACGGUGGAGGUAGAAACGAUGGGAGUAGAGACGGUGGGAAGAAGAGCCAUGGAAGCAAAGCUGACGGGAAGAACCAGUGUUACGAGUACCUGAAGAGGAAGUACCUGCGAAUCACUUGCAACGAGGAUUUCCAAGGGGGAGGAGCCUAUCCGGAGAUCCACGUCAACCAAUACCCUAACAACAUGGGCCUUCCAGAAGGUGGUGUUGGAGGCGGAGGAGGCCCGGGGGGAAAAAGUACCAAAGGAAACGUAGUGCUCAAGUAUCUAGACGAAAAUAACAACGUAAAGUAUGACAACCUAAUUAAUGAAGAUGUCCUAAUGUACAAUAAACAAAUAGAAGCAAUAGAACCAAAUGAAAAAAUCCAAAAAUUAAGAAAAAAAAAAAUCCUAUCAGAUGCAAAAGAUAAAGAAGAAAAAUUUAAUGAACUAGCCAUUUACAAACCAAAUGAAGAGGAAGAAAAUGAAAUCAUAAAUAAUACAAAAAAAAAUAUUGAACAAAUGCUAAAUGAAAAAUUAAAAAAAAGUUUAGGAAAUAAACAAGAAGAUAAAUUUUUUAGAUAUAUUCCUCAAAAUAAACUUAACUCAAAUUUAGAUGAAAGGAUUAUAAAAGUGGUCCAUAAAACAGUGGACCCUUUAGACGUGUCUAAAUUUAAACAUAAAAAAUUACCCAAUGUGAAGAACUCUCCUGAUUAUCCUUUGUUAAGGUCCCCUACUAGAAAAAUAAACAAAGAAGAGGAGGAAAAUUGGAAAAUACCUCCUUGUGUCUCCAACUGGAAAAAUAACAAAGGAUAUAACAUCCCCUUGGAUAAACGAAUACAAAGUGAUAAUAAAAAACUAAACAAUGUUGAGAUUAACGAAAAAUUUGCACACCUAAGUGAGUACCUGUACGUGGCGGAGAAAAAAGCGAGAGAAGAAAUCAAAAUGAGGAACAGCAUCAUUAAACAAAAAAAAUUAAAAGAAAAAGAAGAAAAAGAAAACGUUUUACGAAAUUUAGCCAUACAAGCAAGAAAAGAAAAAGGACUUGCACAAACACAGAGCUCCAUUAUCAACGAAAGAAAAAGAGAAAUAGAAAGAGAUUACCGCAUAGAAAAAAAUCUUAAAAAAAUGAAAAAUUAUGAAAAUAGACUCAUCGAAGAACAACUUGCUCUCAACAAAGUCAAUCUCAGUAAAAACAGCAACAUACAUGAUGUUAGCCUUUUCAACAUAAACAGUCACAAUGACGACGGAAAGAAUCAACUCACAACCAACGACGAUGAUAUGUACCAGAUUUAUGACACCUCUUUGUUCAACUCCAAACAGAGCAACAAUAUUUACAAGUUCUCCAACGAGCGGGUGAGGAAGACGCUGCAAAAGAUGGAGACCACGCAGAGCACCGCCGAGCCGGUCAAAUUUAUCAAGGACAUCUCCGACCCCUUCGGCCUCGACAGCCUGCUCUCCCAGGCCAAGAAGAAGUAG
Molecule: messenger RNA, 1581 nt
Organism: Plasmodium cynomolgi strain B
Lineage: Eukaryota; Apicomplexa; Aconoidasida; Haemosporida; Plasmodiidae
Product: chromatin-binding protein
Exons: 2
Coding region: 1-1581 (526 amino acids)
Biological process (GO): mRNA splicing, via spliceosome
Cellular component (GO): spliceosomal complex
Source: RefSeq, a predicted model, not a curated record